ACGAAGGAGAGUAUGGCGACACGGAGGGGUUUGCCUGAAUGAAGGAUGUAUCUGCUGGUCCUGCUCUGCUUCCUGCAACACCCGGCCGUCCUCACCUCCUGCCCACCCUUGUGUGUCUGCACCUAUGGAACCUCACAACUCAGGGGGGUGCACUGCAGUGACCCCAGGAUCUCAGGAGUUCCCGUCAACGUCCCAGCCGACACGGUCAAACUGCGCCUGGAAAGGACUCCCAUCACCAAGAUACCCCGGGCGGCCUUCUACAACUUGUCAGAGCUGCUCUUCCUGUGGCUGACCUACAACUCCAUCACGGCCGUCCACCCCAGCAGCUUCGUCAACCUGAAAGCCCUGAGAGAGUUGCGUCUGGAUGGAAACCACCUGGCGGCGUUCCCUUGGGAGGGACUCCGGGACAUGCCUCGUCUCCAGACCCUGGGUCUCCACAACAACCGACUGUCCAGCCUUCCGUCUCACGCUGCGCUCUUCCUCCCCAACAUCACCUACCUGGACCUGUCCAGCAACAGGUUGACCAUGUUGUCUGCAGAACUGUUGGAUCUUUGGUUCCCCUUUCCGGGUCAACAGAGCGGAUCAGUGCGAAGAAGAAUUCUGGGUCUCCAUGACAACCCAUGGUUGUGUGACUGCCAGAUCUCCUUGGUGGUGUCAUUGUCAAUGUCCCUGGGAACUCCCGUGGUUCUCAUGGACCAUCUGCUUACAUGCAGCAGAUCUCUGGGUCAGUCAGGGAUGCCACUGACCAAAGCCGAGCUGCCUCGCUGCAUGAGACCCUCUGUCCAGCCCGUGGCCACCAGAGUCAUGUCUCCGCUGGGCAGCAACGUUAUCCUCCGUUGUGACGCCACCGGCUACCCGACCCCGACUUUGACCUGGGUCAAAACUUCAACCUACGUCGGUUGCUGUCAACAGGACAUCGUUGGGAACAAUGAAGAGCUGCCCAGGAAUCUGAAAAGUUGCAUGCAAGGAUCUCCGCGAGUUGGAGUCCGCUGGUCAAUAAUCAGCUUGGAUGCCUUGUCGUACCAGGAUGCGGGUGAAUAUCGUUGCCAAGCUCGGAACAUGGCAGGAAUAGCUGAAGCUCCCAUUAGGCUAAAGGUGGUGGGAGUCACGCGGCUCCCCCGACUGCAGAAGAAGAAGUCCCAGAAGACUCCACCAAAGAAGAAGUCCCAGAAGACUCCACCAAAGUCAUCGUCCAGGAACCGCAAGCUUAACAGGACGCCGAAUGCCUCUCCCACUCUUUUACUGAAGGACAACCAGGUACCACAAAUCGUUAGGUUACCUUCUCAAAGAAACAACACAAAGCCAACUCCCGUUUUUGUUGACAAACUUCUCAAUGUAAACUUCAAGGGUCUAAAGAAAGUCAUGAACAACACCACACUGGAGCUAUCAGACAACACAACCAUUCCUACAUCCAACAUGAACGUAUGACACGUCUGUGUAGGUCCUCAGUCAUCCAGGUCAUGGUCAUACCGCAAAGGUUGAAUCAGGGCGACUGGACUUCCAGACUUCAAAUCUUGAAAAGAAGGAAUCUGUCCAUGUCGAGUUUGAAAUGUGGUUUUCAAACAAAAGCCGAGGAUCGCACCCAGGCUGUGACGCUACGUGUACGGCGCUACCUCAACUUCUGAGCAAAAUGCGCAAAGCCUGAGCACGUAAUUCAAAACAUUCCCAUCUCAAAUCAGCACCGCCGACUAAAAUGUACUUUAAUGUCAUCUGUGGUUGGCCAUCCCAAAACACCACCAUUUGAACAUGUAUCGUGUCACUUUUGCACUUGUUAUCAGUUGAGCACGCAUUCUUUGGAGGUCGCCCGCAAAACACCCACUAAUAGUACACGCAAUUUUUGUUGAGCACUUGUUAUCUGUAUCUUAGAUCAGGCCCUGUCGGUCCGCAAAUUAACCAAACUCUGACCUUUAUGCAGAGGUACGCAUGUAACGGUGAGGACGCCGUAAUGUUACCCCCC
Nerophis lumbriciformis (worm pipefish) is the source of this 1957-nucleotide messenger RNA. It is a transcript of the gene lrit3b, whose product is annotated as leucine-rich repeat, immunoglobulin-like and transmembrane domains 3b. Gene Ontology annotation, molecular function: protein binding. The record is from RefSeq and is a predicted model, not a curated record. Lineage: Eukaryota; Metazoa; Chordata; Actinopteri; Syngnathiformes; Syngnathidae.